This is a messenger RNA of Exophiala xenobiotica, 1386 nucleotides long. RefSeq lists its product as uncharacterized. The transcript has a single exon. The record is from RefSeq and is a predicted model, not a curated record. Lineage: Eukaryota; Fungi; Ascomycota; Eurotiomycetes; Chaetothyriales; Herpotrichiellaceae. The coding region runs from base 227 to 1123 and encodes 298 amino acids.
UGGGUUGUCAACUCUCCAGCUGAAAAGGCGAUGGCUGAUUCAACUAACCUACCAAUAAGACAGCAGAUGGUCUCUAAUCACGUCCUUCAUUGCAUACUUCGAUGACCAACUUUUUGGACGACCAGCCCUUGGCGAAAUCUGAGCCUUGAUCACCUGCUGACAUUGGCUUCGUGGGUUAUUCUUCCUCAGUGAUAACCAAGGAAAACGAUAGCCGGCCCCUUGAACAAUGGUUUUGCCUCCGCGGCAGUUCCAGUUUAGCCACACGCUAGCAGUCCCACUGCGCCCUUUGGGUUUGGGGAGAAGAAGCCAAGUUGACUUGGAAAGAGGUCGUAAUAACCUGCCUGAGAGACUUUACGAGGCUUCCGAGCCACAUCUACUCUACCUCCAUGGUCUGAAGAAUGGUCCCGUCACGGCCGCCACGGUGUACCUCUCGACUCUACAGCGGAUGUGUCUCCAUGACCUACAGGCCGAGCUUGUUGAUGUUGUGUCUCAAAUAUUUCGCGAAAAGAGGGCGACAAAACAGAUGAUGGACGAUGCCCGCGACCUACUGCAGAAAUUCAGUACGGCCUCCUCUCCAGUUCUUGUAACAGUUUGUGGGAUUCGACUCAUCAUUUACUUCACUGAAGCAAGCUGUCUGCGCGACUACGAUUACAUGAUCGAGCAAGAAGCCGAGGCUAGACGCAAUGAUCAGCCCGACCCGUUCAAUAUCAGCACUCAAAUGGAGUUGGGCCAGUAUCUCCUCCGACCACUGAUCGAUCAACAGCUCGCCGACCAAAACCUUACCCAGCGGCUUCGGCCCCCUCUCGAUCAAGGAGAAGUCCAGAGAGGCAACAAUGUAUUGCCCCCCGGCGUAGCUCGAGGAGCCGCCAACGAUGCCGCCAGAUUGCGUCUAUUGAUCACGUCGUUCGUGACCGGAAUAAUAGCGGGAUUGGCGCUUAUACUGCCAAUGCUGAUAACGGUCUUGGUCGGUGGCUUGGCUAUAACAUUGAUAAUAUCGAGUGCAGCUGCAAUUCUCUUCGCUGGGGGUUUGGCCUUCUUCACAGAUAUGCAGCCCGAAAGUGUUAUGGGAGCGGUUGCCGCUUACGCAGCAGUCUAUGUUGUUUUCGUAGGUGCUAGCCUCUAGUUACGACGUUCUAAGGCUAGCGUUUCCCUGGGCUUUCUCUCAAGGUUUAGUUGGCGGUGUCGCCGUAGAGUAGGAAAGGAAGUCGAAAGGCAGAAACGACCAACGCGCUUCGAUUUCAAAAUCUGGGAACCUGGUUGAGCGCCAGCGCGGCAUCCCAGUCUGGCGCAGGAGCAGAAGUCAUUGUCGAGAGGGGAAGAGGCGGGUUGCCAGUGUGUGCAAGGUGAGUACGUGAGCAGGCGAGUACGUGAGCAGGUGAGGCGGUG